Terrapene triunguis (Three-toed box turtle) is the source of this 801-nucleotide messenger RNA. RefSeq names its product distal membrane arm assembly complex 2 like (gene DMAC2L). The coding region runs from base 183 to 785 and encodes 200 amino acids. The transcript is spliced from 5 exons. The record is from RefSeq and is a predicted model, not a curated record. NCBI's taxonomy places the organism in Eukaryota, Metazoa, Chordata, Testudines, Emydidae.
CCCGUCCCGCCAGCCCCCACACGGCCAGCGGGCGAACUGGAGCCAGCUCGGCUCCGCGGGCGCCGCCCCCCAGCAGGCUCGCCUGGGUCGGGCCAAUAGUGACCGAAUCCACUUCGGCUCCGUCUACUCCGAAGUCAGCGCGUCCACACGCGGCCCGGUUCUAAUUCCCUCCCGCCAGUUCUAUGAUGCUGUUGGGAAAUUUCAUACAACCAGUGCUCAGCUUAAAGAAACUAUCAACCCCAGGUGCACGCAGGCACUUCUGGGGAUGGCUGAAUGCAGUUUUUAACAAGGUAGACUAUGAACGUAUACAGGCUGUUGGCCCUGAUAGAGCAGCUUCUGAAUGGCUUCUGCGGUGUGGGGCGCUGGUUCGUUUCCAAGGCUAUGAUAAAUGGCAGCAUGACUACAAUGGUCUCCCAACCGGGCCUUUAGGAAAAUACAAGAUACAAGCAAUCGAUGCCACAGAGUCCUGCAUCAUGUACCGAGGAUUUGAUUAUUUGGAUGGUCUCAAACACGUUGAGGAAAUUAAGCUGAGCAACUGUAUUUAUAUCCAGGAUGAAUGUCUGCAGAGGAUCAGUGAGACUGAGAGUUUACAGAAAAGUCUCCUGCGACUGAUGAUAAUUUCCUGUGGGAAUGUCACAGAUAAAGGCAUCAUAGCACUCCACAAACUAACGAACCUUGAAUAUUUAUUUCUGAGUGACCUUCCUGGGAUAAGUGAGAAAGAAACUACUGUUCAGAUCCUUAAGAAAUCAAUGCCAUCACUGGAGCUGGAAUUAGAUUUAGAAUAAAGGCAUCUUUAUGUAA